CAACAGUUUACCUGGGACUGUUUCAAGCGGCGCAUCAAGAGGAGAGAACCCAUUCACUGAGAGACAAAGAAAAGAAAUAGACAAACUGCUGGAGGAAAAUAAUUCAUCUGACAGCAAAGAUGCAGUGGAGUCUGAUUCUGCUCUUCCUGAUGGCUCAGUGUUGCUUCAUUGACUGUCAGCUCUAUGAGUUUCACUACAUUAAUGAGAAUAAAAACUGGACUGAAGCUCAGCAGUACUGCAGAGAGAAACACACUGACCUGGCCACAGUGACUAACAUGAAGGACAUGAAGAGACUCAUCAACAUCUCAGCUGGAUAUAAUACGGCAGCAUGGAUUGGUCUGUAUGAUCAAACAAAUGGUACCAGAACAUGGUUCUGGUCUCUGCCUGAACUGGAGUUCAAUGAAAGUGAGACAAACUGGAACCCAGGAGAACCAUCAGAUAAAGGAAUUCAAGGAUCUGAGAACUGUGGGGCUGUGUAUCAAGAUCUCACAUGGCUAGAUGACGGUUGCCAGAAGACUAAAUAUUUCCUCUGCUAUGAUGAAACUAAUAAAACCAAUAAAUAUCACCUGAUUAAAGACAAGACGACCUGGCUGAAAGCUCAGAGUUACUGCAGAGAGAAUCACACAGACCUGAUCAGUGGAACGAAGCAACUACAGGAUGAAGAAGUGAAGAAAUUGAUGAUCUCUUCAAGCGAUUACACACACAUUGGUUUAUUCAGAGACACCUGGAGGUGGUCAGAUGGAAACAGUUUCUCUUUCAGACACUGGAAUAAUGACUUUAACUAUCCACAGUCCAACAGUGGUCAAUGUGCCAUGACUGUGUUUAAUGAUGGAGGCAGAUGGAAGAAUAUGAACUGUGCUGAAAGAAAACCCUUCAUCUGUUAUGAUGAUAAUGUGAUCCUGAUCAACCAAAAUAAAACCUGGGAGGACGCCUUGACCUACUGCAGAGAGAACCACCAUGACCUGGUCACCAUCACCAACAUGGAUGAUCAGAGAUGGAUCCAGGAGAAAGUCAAGAAGGCAUCGACUGAUUAUGUCUGGACGGGUCUGCACUACGCCUGCACUCUGGAUUUGUGGUUCUGGGUCAGUGAUGAGAUGGUCAUCUAUAAGAACUGGGCCGAAGGUGAACCGAUGGACGACUGUGACAUGUCUGGAGCCAUGGAGACGAAAAGGGACCAUCAGUGGUUCAAAAGAAAUGAUUCUGACCUGCUUAAUUUCAUCUGUUCUAAAGAGUAAAAUCCUCUCUGCUUGUUUAUUCUUCAUGUGGUUCUUAUUAAAUGUUGGUUUCUUCCAACUUUUCUUUCCUUCUGAAAGAAAAGAAAAUCUUUACAUCAACAGAGAUUAAUUUUUCUCUGAAAGCUUAAUUUCAGUUUGGGUUUUUAUAUGUAAUAUACCAGUGUGUUAUGUUUGUUAUUCUAUUCUAAUAUUUCAAUCCUCCAAGUUUUCAUAAUCAUGACAAGUGCUGUCAGAUAUUUUGGGAAAGUGACUUUUUACUGUUUACCAUCUUAUAAUCAAAAGUUGUGGGUUCGAUUCCAGCUUCAUUUUGCCACAUGUUGAUGUUCCUCUGAACAAGGCGUUUAUCUCGAUUGAAAUGUAUUUGUUUUUGUCUCUUAUUAAAGUUUUUGAUGAUCUAAAAUAUAUAUAAAAAACUGAAGCAAUUAAAAAAGUGCCAAAACUGUAAUUGCAUUUUAUGACUUUUGUGCUGAAUUACACUUUCAUGGAGUUAAAUUUGGGUCAAUAAAUCUGUCCCUGAAUGCAACAGCAACACAUAGUUAAGUCAUGACUGCACCCCAUCAUCUGAGGGCCUGGUCUCAUGCCAAAAGACGGUCAGAAGCUU
Molecule: messenger RNA, 1836 nt
Organism: Xiphophorus maculatus (southern platyfish)
Lineage: Eukaryota; Metazoa; Chordata; Actinopteri; Cyprinodontiformes; Poeciliidae
Product: C-type mannose receptor 2-like
Exons: 5
Coding region: 120-1235 (371 amino acids)
Source: RefSeq, a predicted model, not a curated record